Molecule: messenger RNA, 279 nt
Organism: Aspergillus nomiae NRRL 13137
Lineage: Eukaryota; Fungi; Ascomycota; Eurotiomycetes; Eurotiales; Aspergillaceae
Exons: 1
Coding region: 1-279 (92 amino acids)
Source: RefSeq, a predicted model, not a curated record
AUGACUGAUCGCCAUCAUCUUUCACGGCUCUUGAAGCCCAAAGAGCUUAACCUUGCAAUCGAGACUUUUAACAAGAUCAUCGUGCACUUCGAUGCUUCGCAGACAAAUGACAGCGGCUAUAAACCAGCCACUCUUAUCGAUCUCAUGAGAAAUGAAGUUUUUGAAAAGGAUGACUUUUUGGGCCUAUUUUUCGCUUAUAUUCAGCAAGGCCUGCUUGACGAGAGUAGAGGAACCGAUCUUGACCCCAUCUUGUCGCAUCUUGCUGGAUUUUGUAUUUAG